Teleopsis dalmanni is the source of this 4222-nucleotide messenger RNA. RefSeq names its product microphthalmia-associated transcription factor-like. Gene Ontology annotation, molecular function: RNA polymerase II cis-regulatory region sequence-specific DNA binding; protein dimerization activity; DNA-binding transcription factor activity, RNA polymerase II-specific. The coding region runs from base 579 to 2828 and encodes 749 amino acids. Gene Ontology annotation, biological process: regulation of transcription by RNA polymerase II. NCBI's taxonomy places the organism in Eukaryota, Metazoa, Arthropoda, Insecta, Diptera, Diopsidae. The record is from RefSeq and is a predicted model, not a curated record. The transcript is spliced from 8 exons. Gene Ontology annotation, cellular component: nucleus.
CAUAUCAAUUUUUAAUUAAAUAUUUGUUGCUUGUGUAAUACUCGUACGUGGUGAGUUCGCAGGUUUAGAAGCUUUUAAAAACAACGCAAACAACAAGUGUGUUGAAAGCAUUAACGACCUAACUUAUUUAGUGCUGUACUGUUAAUUUAUUGCCUUUUUAUCGUUAAUUGUUUGAUGGUGGUAAAAAAAGUAAAAGCCAAACUGCAAAGCUGGGACCUUUUCGAAAUACAAACAAAGCACUGCUUCUCGUUUAGUUGUGGUUGUCGUGGUAGUCUGUUGGUUGGUAAUCGCGAAAUAAGCAGCGUAUAUAUGAGUGUCGUGUGUCGUUGGGUAUUCGUUAGUAUUUUUAAUAUAAUUUUGUAUGUUACAAGUGCAACUGUUCGAAACUUAAAAAAUCAAAAUGUUUAGAUAAUUUUAAACAUAAAAAAUAUUAAUGAAUAUUAAUGAAGAAGCCCAUUCUCAAUCGUAUUAAAGCUAAUUAUUAAGACUUAGAUGCUACGUAUUGAGAUGGCAUAAGUGCAGAACCACUUACAUGUUAUAAUUUUAUCAAUAAACGCACUUAUUUGUGUCACAUCAAGAUGGCAGAGUCCGGAAUAGAUAUGGACUUUGAUUAUGACAUUGAGUACAAUGAUUUGAUGACAGAGGAUAAUUUUAAUUUUUUAUCUCCAGUGUUAGCUGGGCUUAAUACGGAUAAUGUUGAGUUCUAUGAGUUGAAGUCAACUCCAAGCCAAAUUAAUUCAAAUGAGAUACCAACUUUUAAAACGAUAACUCCUACUUCCCGAACACAACUUAAAUUGCAAUUACAGCGAGAACAACAGCAACAGGAGUUGGAACGUCGUGAUACUGAAAAAAAGGCUGCCGCUGCUGCUGUUGCUUUACAACAGCAUAUGCGCCAGCCACAUUCAAAUGAAAGUCACCUAAUUCCUGAGAAUGUGUUAUCGCAACAAUGCCUAAAUCGAAAUAGUAUCGAAAACUUUUGUAAUACAAGUUCUAAUCCUAAUGCUAACCAAACUAACACCAACAAUGGGAACACAUGCAAUCAUAACCACAGUAAUUCCAAUAGCGGCAACAUUAACGAUGUAGUGCACAUGAUGCAAAAUAGUCCCUGUAUUGGAGUUGAUGUUCCACCACAAGUUUUUCAUGUUUCAACAGUUUUGGAAAAUCCUACCCGUUAUCAUGUUAUUCAAAAGCAAAAGAAUCAAGUGCGCCAGUACUUAAGUGAAUCUUUUAAACAAAAUAAGUGGGAUAGAAUUAUUUUUGAGAACAACGAAGCAGCAUCAUCUCCCAUCGCUAGCCAAAGUAAUUCAACUUUUAAUAAUACUAAUAACAAUAACAGCAAUGGUUUUAGUGAAGAAUCUGGUGUUUCGGCAAAAAAACAGGGACAGUUUUUUUUGUCAUGUAGUGGCGAUAAAAGCUCUCUUCAAAGCUAUAGACCAGAUAAUAUAUUUAUUAAAAAUAACUCAUUUGGUGGAGGCAGCGGUACGAUGGGGCAGAGUGGAAAUCUUAGUGCGACAACUACGAUAUCUGCAAGUACUCGAUCUGCCACAGGUUUAAUAAUGCGAAAUAGUCCAAUACUUUCUGCUCCAAUGUCACCAAGUAUUAGUUCAGUUGCAACAAGUAAUUCUGAGGCUGAUGAUUUAUUCGAAGAUAUCUUGCAAAUAGACUCAAAUAAUUUAAAUGAUUCACUAAGAUUUGAUCAGAACUUUUCAAGCGAUUUGUCAAUAAAACAAGAGCCUCAAUCUCUCAGUGAAGCGGAAAUGCAUGCUUUGGCCAAGGAUCGCCAAAAGAAGGAUAAUCACAAUAUGAUUGAAAGACGUCGUCGUUUUAAUAUUAAUGAUCGCAUAAAAGAACUAGGUACUCUCUUGCCAAAAACAAAUGAUCCGUAUUAUGAGGUAGUGCGAGAUAUUCGUCCUAAUAAGGGCACAAUUCUUAAAUCCUCUGUGGAAUUUAUAAAAAUUUUAAAGCAUGAGGUAUCGCGACUUAAACAAAGCGAAUACCGACAGAGGCAAAUGGAGGUACAGAACCGACGUCUGUUAAAUAGAAUUAAGGAAUUAGAGAUGCAAGCAAAAUCACAUGGAAUAGCACUAACUGAUUUUAACUUAUCGUCUGCUUCAGCUCCCACACCAAUAACAUCUUAUCUUAAUAAUGCUACUUCGUCUACACCAGCACAUAAUAAUAGAUCGACUCCAUUAAUAGCUGAUAUUAUCGAUAAGCUGCCAGUUAUCGGAAGUGAGACAAAUAUUAGUAUUAAUCAAAUGGAUGAGCUUAUGGAAGAAAACAAAAACCCAGUUCAGGGCAACGAUCCAAUGUUGUCGUUACAACAUGGUACUAAUUUAUUAUCUGCGUCACAUUCACCAACAUCACAUACGUGUAAUGUUACAUUGCCUACUAAACAAUGCCUACAUAAUCACAAUGUGCCAAAUUCUUCCAAUGGUUUGUAUCAAGAAAAUUCUUCAACUACGUCAUCUGAUACUUCAGCUUACUUAAAGGGCAGUGAAUGUUGUAACAAAUGUAAUAUUCUCAAAAGCACACAGAUACAACACAACGAUCAUCAUCACUGCCAACAACAAUGCAUGCAAAAUUGCUUUCAUAUUAUAGAAAACUGCAAUAGCAACAAAAUGCAGCCAACAUCACCAACAACUUUACAGCAUGGACGUGACCCCUUAUUGUCUGCCUCUUCGCAUUUGGACACAUUAGAAAAAAAUCAACUACAUCACCCCAACGUAGUGGAUCUUGAUGCUACGAUUCUUAAUGAUUCUUUGUCCUUGGUGACCGCUUCUCACGGUGAAUCAAUAUUUUCAGAUUCAUUAGAUAUUGACAUACCAUGAUAAUAGCAGUCAAAAUUACUAUUACUUACUCAAUUUAGUCAGGACUAUGUUAUGCAGACAAUCAUAUGACGAAUGGUUACGGCAGUAUACGUGCCCAUCUCAGCAUGUUGCAUAGAUAAAUUAGAGUUAUUGGUUUCGUACUAUUAGUAUUAUUUUGAUUUGUGUAUAUUGGUUGCUCCUCAAUUUAAAAUGUUAAUUUUCUUAAGUAAAAAUAUACAUACUUGCUUAAGAGGCGUAAAUUCUGACAUUUAUUACUGCACAUUAAGCCUCGUCACUGUGACCAAAGUUUAAUUGAAAUUGGUCUCUUGCUCUUAUACUCAAAUUACUCUUCAAAUUUCACAUUUGUCGUGAUCAUGACUGUCUGCAUAACAUGGUCCCUAAGACUUACACAACAAGUCCCUAAGACUUGUUUACAUAUGGAUUUUCAAAGUAGAUCAAAUUGUUUGUUAAAAGUGUUCGAUCCUAAUAAUAUCAGAGGUAACUAAAUCAUAUAUCUUAACUAGUAUAUAUUUUUUUUUAUUUGACAAACUGUUAUAAUUUUUUUUGCCUUUUGCAUCUUUCACAUACUCGUAACCCGUGUAAAAGACACGGAAAGACAAUAUUACACGUUGACAUGUAAAGUUAAUUGUUGAAUUCCGCAAAAAAUUAUUUUUUUUUUGUUUUGCGUUUGUUUAAAUAAUGAAUUGCACUUGUCUGAAUAAUUGUAAAUUGUCUUCUAUUUUGAUUUUGGGUUCGCUCUUGUUUGAAUUUUAUUUUAUUUAUUACAUGUUAUAAAUUAAAUUUUCUCAAUAGUCUCAAUAAGUAUCUUAUGCCUUGAUUAAAAUUUUCAAAAUGUUUGUAGUUUUGAGUUCAGGUGUGAAAACGUUAUACAAGGAUACGUGCCUACGUUAAAAUAAUUGGUCUGUUCUGCGAGCUACUCGCUACUGUGUAUACACAAAUGUGUUCCACCACCAAAUUUUCGUGUAUUUUCGUGUAAAUUUUACUUGUGUUUUACUUGAGUUUUACUACGAGUAGCUCGUGGAACAUACCUAAUGAAAAAAUUGGAUCUUUUAUCUUUUAAACUCUUUUAAAACAGCUUCUCUACCUCUCUAUUUUAGAUAUUUAGGGUUAUGUCACAAAAUUUAUGUACCAUAUAUUCACUUGUGGGUUUUGGGACCAAAUAAAAUUAAUUAAUGCGAUAAAUUGUUUUCAAUAUAGAUUAUUAGUUUAGUUUAUUUGCUAUUAAUUAAUGUGAUACAUUUUUUUCAUACUGUAUUGCAUUACAAGAGAAGUUAUUAUCAAAACACUGUUCAAUAUAUAUAUAUAUAUAUAUAUUUGUAGCAUAAUAGUUAUAAAAUCAAACAUCUUAUGAAUAUGUAGGAAGCGCAUUAACCCAUUUAUAGUCGAUUUGUUAG